Drosophila grimshawi is the source of this 2325-nucleotide messenger RNA. RefSeq names its product estradiol 17-beta-dehydrogenase 11. Gene Ontology annotation, cellular component: lipid droplet. Lineage: Eukaryota; Metazoa; Arthropoda; Insecta; Diptera; Drosophilidae. Gene Ontology annotation, molecular function: oxidoreductase activity, acting on the CH-OH group of donors, NAD or NADP as acceptor. The transcript is spliced from 8 exons. The record is from RefSeq and is a predicted model, not a curated record. The coding region runs from base 304 to 1566 and encodes 420 amino acids.
CGUGUGCACGCGAAAAAAUCAGAUACAAAAGCCAAAAGCCAAAAGCGCAAAAAAACAAAACAAAAUAAACGCAAACUGUAAAACAAACAGCAACAAAAUAUUCAAAAAUUUCGUUGUCUUGCCUGUUUUGUUAUUAUUACAAUUGUUAUUGUUGUAGUUGCUUGUGUUUCGUUUGCAUCGAAGAAUUACAGCUUAACAAAUUACACGAAAAUUACUCAAUGUGGCCGGACUUGAACAAGUUAAAUAAAUAACUAAAAUAUUCAAAUUGUAACAAUCUAAAGUGCAUAAUUACGAGUGUCCAAAAUGGUGAAAAACAAUAACAAUCUGGAGGCAGAUGUGAAAACGAUUGCCAACGGACACCCGCUCCAAAAUGGCAAUGGUACCGCUGUUGGAGUGGCAGCGACCACACCACAAGCUGCCCCAAACGGUUGGCGUGAAGCCAUUUGGAAUACUUGGGAUGCAUUCGCUGAUGUCGCGUGGUUCAUCAUCUGCUGCUUAGGUUAUAUAUUUCAGGACCUUUAUUACAUUACCUUUGGCUAUCCCGAAAAGGAACUCAGCACUGACAUUGCACUAAUCACUGGCGGCGGCAAUGGAUUGGGUCGUCUGCUGGCCGAAAGACUCGGCAAAAUGGGCACCAAAGUCGUCAUCUGGGACAUUAACAAACAGGGCAUUGCGGAAACCAUUGAGAUCGUGGAAGCGGCGGGUGGCUAUUGCAAGGGCUAUGUUGUGGAUAUAUCAAAGAAAGAAGAGGUCUACAAAGCGGCCGAUGUCAUCAGAGACGAAGUCGGUGAUGUUACGUUGCUGAUCAAUAAUGCUGGUGUUGUGUCUGGGCUGCACCUGUUGGAAACGCCAGACCAUCUCAUCGAGCGCUCAUUCCAUGUGAAUGUUAUGGCACACUUUUGGACCGCAAAAGCGUUUCUGCCCAAAAUGAUUGAGAAAGAACGAGGACACAUCGCAACGAUAGCCUCACUGGCUGGCCAUGUUGGCAUUAGCAAAUUGGUUGAUUACUGCGCCAGCAAAUUUGCAGCGGUUGGCUUUGACGAGGCACUGCGUCUGGAGCUGGAAGUCCUCGGACACACGAACAUUCAUACCACCUGCAUUUGUCCGUUCUUCAUUCAGGCGACGGGCAUGUUUGACGAUGUGAAUGCCAGAUGGGUGCCCACAUUGAAUCCCAACGAUGUGGCCGAUCGCGUCAUCUCAUCCAUUAGGAAGAACGAGAAACUUGCAGUCAUUCCCGGUUUCAUUAAGUUCCUGCUGUCCUUCAAGUGGACUUUCCCUUGGGGUUGUGUGGGCGGUUUGUUGCGUCGCCUGGUGCCCGAUGCCUCGCCCCAUAGUCUGCCCAGUAGCAGUGUCAGCUGCAACGCCAAACACAAGACCAGCAACAAUAACAACAACAACGAGAUGAAGGUAAACAGCAGCAUCAUUCCCAACACCACCACCACCACCGUUGCGAAUAUUGCCGAACUGGAUGCUCAGUUGAACAGCGCCAGCAUUACGGCCAUGCCGGCCAAAUCACCCUCGAUGCUCAUCCAGCGGACACCCUCAUUGGGGGAACGGGUGCUAUGAGGAGUGCCGCUACUCCUGCUCCACCUCCUUUUUGGAGUUUUACGAGUGAAGUGUGUGUAAUUGAAUUUGUGUUUUUGGCAUUCGUUUACAUUAAAUUUAUGUUUGUUUUUUUUUGUUUCAAAAUAUUUUUGGGUCAGGCAACCAUCAGCGAUAGCCUUUUUCUGUUGUUUUGGUUGUAUUCGUUGUCACAAAAAAAAAAAGAAGCAAUUUAAUAAUUUUAAGCUACGAGUCUAGUGAUAUUACAUUUAGUUAUGUUGUGCCCAGAGCGGCCCUCGAAUACGAUUAGUUCUUUAAAUGCUGAUUCGUACUUUUGUACACAAAGAGAGAGAGACAGAGAGAGAGAGGGAGAAGAGAGGGAGAGCGUGAGAGAUGGAGAGUCAGGCGCAGUCAGGUCUUGAAUGCAUUUGUUUUUGGUUAUAGUUUUUAAAGAAGAAAAAAUAACCCCUCUGUUAAUUGUAAUUGUAAAAUUAGUUAAUGAUUUAUCGUUAUGUAGGGCAUUGUUGCCUAUUUUCUAUUUUAGCAUAGGCCGCGUGAUUUCUCCAAUCGACUUUUGCCGUAGUUAAACUUUAUGCAUAACAACAAUAAUAAUCUUUUCAUACAAGAAAUCUAUAUAUAUUUUUUCUUAAAUACUACUAGCUAGCAUUAUUUUAAUAUUAACUCAACUAAUACUAAGUUAGCCGGCGAACAAAAACACGUUCAAAAGUUACCACAUUUCUUAGCUAAUACCAUUUUGUGCACAUCGAGUAUUUAGUAAAUGCG